Molecule: messenger RNA, 5569 nt
Organism: Rhinolophus ferrumequinum (greater horseshoe bat)
Lineage: Eukaryota; Metazoa; Chordata; Mammalia; Chiroptera; Rhinolophidae
Gene: MIB1
Product: MIB E3 ubiquitin protein ligase 1
Exons: 21
Coding region: 22-3042 (1006 amino acids)
Biological process (GO): protein ubiquitination
Cellular component (GO): cytoplasm
Molecular function (GO): ubiquitin-protein transferase activity; protein binding; zinc ion binding
Source: RefSeq, a predicted model, not a curated record
GAGCCCACCGCUCGGGCCCCGAUGAGUAACUCCCGGAAUAACCGGGUGAUGGUGGAAGGGGUCGGGGCCCGAGUAGUGCGCGGCCCGGACUGGAAGUGGGGGAAGCAGGACGGCGGCGAGGGCCAUGUGGGCACUGUCCGGAGCUUCGAGAGCCCGGAGGAGGUGGUGGUGGUGUGGGACAACGGCACCGCCGCCAACUACCGCUGCUCCGGGGCCUACGACCUGCGCAUCCUGGACAGCGCGCCCACGGGCAUCAAGCAUGAUGGAACCAUGUGUGAUACCUGCCGUCAACAACCAAUCAUUGGCAUACGAUGGAAGUGUGCAGAGUGUACAAAUUAUGAUUUGUGCACAGUUUGUUAUCAUGGAGAUAAACAUCAUUUAAGGCAUCGCUUCUAUAGAAUUACUACACCAGGAAGUGAGCGGGUUCUGUUAGAGUCUCGUAGAAAAUCUAAGAAGAUUACAGCCAGAGGGAUCUUUGCAGGUGCCAGAGUGGUACGAGGAGUAGACUGGCAGUGGGAAGAUCAGGAUGGAGGAAAUGGACGUAGGGGAAAGGUAACGGAAAUCCAAGACUGGAGUGCAUCAAGCCCACAUAGCGCGGCAUAUGUUCUCUGGGAUAACGGUGCUAAGAACCUUUACAGAGUGGGCUUUGAAGGCAUGUCUGAUCUGAAGUGUGUCCAGGAUGCCAAAGGAGGUUCUUUCUACAGAGAUCACUGCCCUGUGUUAGGUGAACAAAAUGGCAACAGGAAUCCUGGUGGAUUGCAGAUUGGUGACCUGGUAAAUAUAGAUCUUGACCUAGAAAUUGUACAGUCUUUGCAGCACGGUCAUGGAGGAUGGACUGAUGGCAUGUUUGAGACUUUGACUACAACUGGAACUGUUUGUGGCAUUGAUGAAGAUCAUGACAUUGUGGUACAGUAUCCAAGUGGCAAUAGGUGGACCUUCAAUCCUGCUGUUCUCACUAAAGCAAACAUUGUUCGAAGUGGGGAUGCUGCUCAAGGUGCAGAAGGAGGCACCUCACAAUUUCAAGUGGGUGAUCUAGUACAAGUUUGUUAUGAUCUGGAAAGAAUUAAACUUCUACAAAGAGGACAUGGAGAGUGGGCUGAAGCUAUGCUUCCAACUUUAGGUAAAGUUGGCCGUGUACAACAGAUUUAUUCAGACAGUGAUUUAAAGGUGGAAGUUUGUGGCACAUCUUGGACAUAUAAUCCAGCAGCAGUUUCCAAGGUAGCGUCUGCCGGAUCAGCCAUUAGCAACGCAUCUGGUGAAAGACUCUCCCAACUGUUGAAGAAAUUAUUUGAAACCCAAGAAUCUGGUGACCUCAAUGAAGAAUUAGUUAAGGCUGCUGCCAAUGGAGAUGUUGCUAAAGUGGAAGAUUUGCUAAAAAGACCAGAUGUGGAUGUGAAUGGACAAUGUGCUGGUCACACAGCUAUGCAAGCUGCUAGUCAGAAUGGACAUGUUGACAUUUUGAAGUUAUUGUUGAAGCAAAAUGUGGAUGUAGAAGCAGAGGACAAAGAUGGAGAUAGAGCUGUUCACCAUGCAGCUUUUGGAGAUGAAGGUGCUGUUAUAGAAGUACUACAUCGAGGCAGCGCUGAUUUGAAUGCUCGCAACAAACGCCGACAGACACCCCUUCACAUUGCUGUUAAUAAAGGUCAUCUUCAAGUUGUGAAGACUUUAUUGGACUUUGGCUGUCAUCCCAGUCUUCAGGAUUCUGAAGGUGAUACUCCUCUUCAUGAUGCAAUAAGUAAGAAACGUGAUGAUAUCCUCGCAGUUCUUCUGGAAGCUGGAGCAGAUGUUACCAUUACAAACAAUAAUGGAUUUAAUGCUCUACACCAUGCUGCACUAAGAGGAAAUCCCAGUGCAAUGCGUGUUUUACUGUCUAAGUUACCGAGACCGUGGAUUGUGGAUGAGAAGAAAGAUGAUGGUUAUACUGCCUUGCAUCUGGCUGCCCUUAAUAAUCAUGUGGAAGUGGCUGAAUUGUUGGUACAUCAGGGUAACGCAAACCUGGAUAUCCAGAACGUGAACCAACAAACGGCCCUACAUCUUGCUGUUGAACGACAGCACACCCAGAUUGUGAGGCUUUUGGUCCGUGCAGGUGCCAAAUUAGAUAUUCAGGAUAAAGAUGGGGAUACUCCUUUGCAUGAGGCUCUGAGGCAUCACACUUUGUCUCAGCUACGUCAGCUCCAGGAUAUGCAAGAUGUAGGGAAGGUCGAUGCUGCCUGGGAGCCAUCCAAAAACACAUUAAUAAUGGGACUUGGUACCCAGGGAGCAGAGAAGAAGAGUGCAGCGUCUAUUGCCUGUUUCUUGGCUGCUAAUGGUGCAGACCUUAGCAUUCGAAAUAAGAAGGGUCAGUCACCGCUUGAUCUCUGUCCUGAUCCAAGUCUCUGCAAAGCACUGGCCAAGUGUCAUAAAGAAAAAGUCAGUGGUCAAGUGGGUUCUCGCAGUCCUUCUAUGAUUAGUAAUGAUUCUGAAACCUUAGAAGAGUGUAUGGUAUGCUCAGAUAUGAAGAGAGACACUCUUUUUGGCCCAUGUGGACAUAUUGCUACCUGUUCUUUAUGUUCUCCUCGCGUCAAGAAAUGCCUCAUCUGUAAAGAACAAGUUCAAUCAAGGACAAAGAUUGAAGAAUGUGUGGUAUGCUCAGACAAGAAAGCAGCUGUUCUUUUUCAACCGUGUGGACACAUGUGUGCCUGUGAGAACUGUGCAAACCUGAUGAAAAAAUGUGUACAGUGCCGGGCAGUAGUUGAACGAAGAGUGCCUUUCAUUAUGUGUUGUGGAGGGAAAAGUUCAGAAGAUGCCAGCGAUGAUAUCUCAAGUGGAAAUAUCCCCGUGUUACAGAAAGACAAGGAUAACACCAACGUCAACGCGGACGUGCAGAAGCUGCAGCAGCAGUUACAGGACAUUAAAGAGCAGACAAUGUGCCCUGUGUGUUUGGAUCGCCUGAAGAAUAUGAUUUUCCUUUGUGGCCAUGGAACGUGCCAGCUCUGCGGAGACCGAAUGAGUGAAUGCCCUAUUUGUCGCAAGGCUAUUGAACGAAGGAUUCUUUUGUAUUAACAAGAAACUCAGUGUAUUUUGUUAGCUAAGGUAUUUGGUCAUGAGCUCUUAGUAAGCUUUUAAGCUAGUUGGAGUUCUAAUGAAUUAAUUUUUUAAUAUCAUAGUUUCUUUACUAGAGUGUGAUUAGACUGUAAAUGUACCAGAACAAAAAAACAACUCUAUAAAACAGUGUUUGAAGUUGUGGGGGUUUUUGGUUUGUUUUUUAAUUUGAAACAUCAAAUCCAUGUGAUUCAUAGGUAAUUUACUUUUGGCUUCUAAGGGGAAAAAAUAAUUUAAAGAUCUCCUGUUAUUUUUGUUUUUAUUUCAUUUUCUCCUAUGGUUUAUGAAUUUGUUAGACCUCAUAAGAUACACUUCCUUAUGAUCUGCUUUCCUUCAGUUUAUCAUGAUUUUAUAAAAUAGUGAGCUGACACAGGUACUCAGAAAAUUUAUGCAUCAAAUAAAUGAAAGGGGCAAGGCAAACUAUUAUGUCACAUAUGUUAAGGGAAUAUUGAAGAGAGAAUUCUCUUUAAGAUAACAUAAAGUUAUCUAAAUGAUUGUUUCUGGAUUCUUAGAGUAAAUGGAAACAUAGAAUGAGAGAAUACUGACUUCGCCUGUAGCUUAUUUUCUAGAUCUAAAUGGAAAAGGAAAUUUGAAUCAAAUCGCCAGUUUCAAAAUGACUGAUAGAUAUGAAAAGGAGAAAUAAACAAUCAUAAUAGGGAACUGAAGGGAGGAAAAUUAUCCAAUAAAAGAGUAUCUAUUAACUAACUAUUAACACUUGCCUUUCUUAAUUUAUACACUGUUUAGUUCAGCCAGCCUUAAAAAGAAAGUGUUAGUGAAAAUUGUACCUCAGUUUUCUCUAUGGUUACUUAUCUAGGCUUGAUCUCUCCAGUAAAAUGAUAUUCCCCUGUUUGGCCUCUGAGGUUCGAUUUAGCUUUUCUAAUAUACUGAACAGUAGUAACCCAGUGAUCUGAGAAGAUGAAUGCAUUGUCCAAAGGCAGCAAUCUUUUCUUCUCCAUAUCUAUUAAUUCUGACAGUGUUACUGAUUCUACCUUCAUCAUGGCCUUGCUUCCACUCUCUCUCAGAUAGUAUGGCUUACUAUAAAGAAAACAGUCUCUCUUUAUUCCUACAGAUGAGGAUAUUAUGUAAACUGCCAACAAUAUCCAAGAUGUAGUAAAUAACCCAAUAAUACAUACUUUCUUUAGAAAGAGUGACUAGGACAUUUACAGAGAUAUGUCUGAUUACCUAAUCUAAAUACGUAGAUUUUUUUAUACUCAGACUUUGACUUUAGAGCAUCUAAUCACUUUCUGUCUUUUGAAUGAGUAAUCUUACAACACCCAGAAUGAAUAUACACAUAAAUAAGUGUUUUGGGGUUCAUUGCUGCUAGAUUACAAAAAUAUCAGCUGUUUACAGUAUUGUCUACUAUAUAUUGUGUAUAAACUUACUUCUAAGGGUAGUUAUCUUUUUUUGUAGUUCCCACCCCCCACCCCUUUGAAUCUAAUUCUUGUCAGUUUUUCUGCUACAACAACUAACUUUGAAAGUACAACGUCUCUAGCUCUCAGAACGUCAUAUUUCUGGCUAUUUAAUAACUGCUGCCUUUGCAAGACCUAGUGAAAACAAUAGUGAGCUUUGCUGGCUGAUUUUGUACUCUUGGUAAUUACAUAUCUGUGUUUAGCUUAGUAACUUACCAUUUAGAACAGUAAAAUUUUUAUAAAUUUACAUUUGAAAAUUUAUAUUGACUCUACUCAGUUACCUAAUAAUGGGCCACUGAGGCUAUUUUUUAAGCCAUAUUUUGAAGUUAUAAAAAGAACAUCUGACUGAUGAUAUUCACAUAAAGAGACAAAUGGACUGUUUUCUUUUAAGAUUGAAAAUGGCAAAAGUCAGAAUUUUCCUUUUCUUCCAUGCCAUGGGCCGGCCACCCAGCUCUUUUCCAGGAGAUCAGCUGGUAAGGAGGGAGCACUGGGCUGACUCAUGCAUCGUUUGGCCGACCAGAGAGUCAUGUGGUCCAGAGCUCUACUUUACUUAAAUCUUUUUUAUUUGUCUUCUGAGCUGCAGUGCUAAAACAUAUAUUCCUAAAAGGACAUUUCAUUCCCACCGUAUUAAAGUUUAUUUCCACCGUAUUAAAAAUAUAAUAACUUAUAAACUAUUACAAAAGUCAAAGUCACCAUAAUUUUAGUGCUGUGUCCUUGCGGGUUUUCUGUAUUUGUACUGCUUUGAAAUUUAUUUAAUGAGUAGAAAAUGUUUCUCUAUUCAUGUUUUCAAGCACCUAAAAAUUAUUUUAAAUUUGUUUUUGGGAUUGUGAGAGCGAAUAAGAUUAAGAACCUAAUUGUUUAAAUGACUUUCCUCUAACUCUGGGAAACUGCUACCUCUAAUUAUAUAUGUCUCUCAGCAGUACUUUCCCAAUUAGGUAUGUUUUCUUCUCAUAGCUAUGUAUCAUCUCUUUAUCUUGUCCCUCAAGGAACUUUUACUUUUCCUAUAAUCAUUAAAAAAAACACUGGCAUGCGUUCAUUCAAAAACUAUUUAUUAGGCUUUAGGGGCUAGAUAUACAACA